UUUUGGGGUUUGUCGUCGCGGCACCGCUUCCUUUUGGUGUCCUGGCCGUGCCCUACAGCAUCAGGGGCUUGGUCCUGAAGCGGCACGGUAGCCUUCCCUCGGUGUGACUGGGGAGAGAGCUGCUGGCAUGGAAUUGAGCUGGGUUUGUCCGUGGGAACUGUGAGUAAGGUUGCCAUCACGAAAGCCAAAGUGGAUUUCUCCGGUGUGGUGUGCCUGCCCCCUUCCGUCAUUGCUGGAAAUGGGCUGGACGGAGGAGGGGCUGGCGAAAAUGACGAUGAGCCGGUGCUGGUGUCCCUUUCGGCGGCCCCCAGCCCUCAGAGCGAAGCUGUUGCCAAUGAGCUGCAGGAGCUCUCCUUGCAGCCCGAGCUGACCCUCAGCCUCCAUCAUGGCCGAAACCCCAACCUUCCUCCGCUCAGUGAAAGGAAGAAUGUGCUGCAGUUGAAGCUCCAGCAGCGACGCACACGGGAGGAGCUGGUGAGCCAAGGGAUCAUGCCGCCUCUGAAAAGCCCAGCUGCAUUUCAUGAACAAAGAAGGAGUUUGGAGCGGGCCAGGACAGAGGACUAUCUGAAACGGAAAAUCCGGUCCAGGCCAGAGAGAUCGGAGCUGGUUAGGAUGCACAUUCUGGAAGAGACCUCGGCCGAACCCUCCUUGCAGGCUAAGCAGCUGAAGCUAAAGAGAGCCAGACUGGCAGAUGACCUCAAUGAGAAGAUAGCGCAGAGGCCAGGUCCCAUGGAGCUGGUGGAGAAGAACAUCUUGCCUGUGGAAUCCAGCCUGAAGGAAGCCAUUAUAGUUGGACAGGUGAACUACCCAAAGGUUGCAGACAAUUCCUCCUUUGAUGAGGACAGCAGUGAUGCCCUCUCCCCCGAACAGCCAGCCAGCCAUGAGUCCCAGGGGUCUGUCCCAUCGCCGAUGGACUCCCGGAUUUGUGAGCCUCUCCCUAGCACCACUGGCACAUCACUAGCUCAGGGUACAUCCCAAUUGCAGAUCAGUGCAGACUCCAAUGAAACACUUUUCCUACCCGAACAGCCCCCCCCGCCUCUGCCACCUCCACCUCUCCUGCCCCCUAGUCUUACCAAUGGAGCGGCUCUUCCUGCUGCCAAGCCCCCACCGACGCUCAUUAAGCAAAGCCAGCCCAAGUCUACCAGUGAGAAGUCUCAGCGCAGUAAGAAAGCCAAGGAGUUGAAGCCGAAAGUCAAGAAGCUUAAAUAUCAUCAGUAUAUCCCCCCGGACCAAAAGCAGGACAAGGGAGCUCCUCCCAUGGAUUCAUCCUAUGCCAAAAUACUGCAGCAGCAGCAACUCUUUCUCCAGCUUCAGAUCCUCAACCAGCAGCAGCAGCAGCACUACAACUACCAGACCAUCCUGCCAGCUCCACCGAAGCCUCCAGGAGAGCAGCAGAGUGGUGCCAGUGCCCCUGCCGUACGCAAUCUCUCUGCCACAGUCAGUAGCACCUCUUCAGUAUCCUCCGGUUCCAGCGGGCUGAUGCGACAGAACAGUAACGCUGCAGUGGGCAAGCCAGGCCCUCUCCCUGCCAACCUAGAUGAGAUGAAGGUGGCAGAGCUGAAGCAGGAGUUGAAGCUGAGGGCCUUGCCUGUCUCGGGCACAAAGACGGACCUGAUCGAGCGUCUCAGAGCCUACCAAGAGCAGAACGGUGCGGCCGGCCCAACCACCCCCACUCCCAAGCCCAGCGCUGCAGCCAUUCUCCCCAAAGCUGCCGAAGUGGUGGUGGCCUUCCCUGCCGCCAGGCUGAGCACGGGGCCAGCCCUGGUCACCACGGGCAUUGCACCAGCAGAAGUGGUCGUGGCCACAGUCACCGGUAGCAGCGUGAUGAAGUUCGGCAGCACGGGCUCGACUCCUCCCGUUUCUCCCACUCCUUCUGAGCGCUCGCAGAUGAGCACGGGGGACGAGAACUCGGCCACCGGAGACACCUUUGGAGAGAUGGUGACCUCACCCCUGACCCAGCUCACCCUGCAGGCCUCUCCAGUGCAGUUUCUGGUGAAGGAAGAAAGCUCCAAGCCUUCCUCCUGCAGCGUAAACGCGGCACCCAGGUCAGAGCGGUGCGGCACUGGUAACAGCAGAGAUGCAGAAGUUAGGGACAAGGACCAGAUGCUGCAGGAGAAGGACAAGCAGAUUGAGGAACUCACCCGCAUGCUGAAGCAGAAGCAGCAGCUGGUUGAGAUGCUCAGACUACAGCUGGAGCAGGAGAAGCGCUCUCAGCAGUCACUACCGGCCCCAGCGGCUGCGGGAGAAAGAGCAGCCCUCGCCUCCAGCCCAGCAGCGUUCGGCAUCCAGGUGAAGAGCGAGAACGGUUUCCUGAGCUGCCAGUCCGCAAAGCCAACCAGUGGCCAAACCGACCAAUUCAGCCCCGCACCAGCCGCUAGCCAAAUGGACACUUCGAAUCCAAGCCCAGUGCCAAAGAAAGCCGUGAUGGUGAAGCAGGAGGUGCCAGCCGCGGAAGCAGAGCCCCCGUGCCAGUCCCACAGCCCGCGGCUCUUCCUUGGCCAGCAAGGGAGCGCCCUGAGCGACCUGAUCAAGGGCAGCCCGCCCCCCACCCUCAUCACCGACUCCACCGGGACCCACAUCGUGCUCACCGUGACCAAGCAGAGCGCCGAGAGGCAGGGCCUCUCGCCCCACGGGAAGGCAGGGAGUAGCUGCCCGGCCUUGCAGAGAGUACAAUCAUCGCCCGCUAAAACUUCCAGCCAACCGCAGUGUCAGCUACCUGCAAGCACUCCUCAGCAGCCCACGCAGCAGAAGCAGCAGCAGCAGCCCACGCAGCAGCAGAAGCAGCAGCAGCAGCCCCGAGGACUAAACCAACCUGUCAGAAAGGGUCAGAAGCCAGGCCUGCAGGUGGUCACAGGGCAGCAGCCCCACACCAUACUGUCUUUCUCAGCACCUCCAAACCUGCAGCCCUUCUUCCUCAACGGUUUCCACAAAGGGUCCCUGAAAACUGGUGCUCCUGGCAAGGCCGGCCAACCCAGUGUGCCAGAAAAGCCCUCAUCCCAGCCUGGCUCUCCUGCUGCCCCCUCCCCAUCCCACAUGGACCUGGAGCAGCAGCAGCAGCAGCAGCACACGUCGCUUUUUGGAACUCCUCCACCUCCUCUCCCUGUUCCCUCGGUCCCAAUGAAAGAGCCACCAGGCUAUGAAGAGGCCAUGAAGCAACAGCCAAAGGCCCAGGAGAACGGCUGCUCCAGCCAGCAGAUGGAUGACCUGUUCGAUAUCCUCAUAGAGAGUGGAGAGAUUUCUGCUGACUUCAAGGAGCAGUCGUCCCCAGCUGGAAAAGACCCACCCGCGGCCCCCGCCUGCUCCUCGCCGCCCAGCAGCCACCAUUCCUCGGAGCUGGCGGUGCCGGGCUCCCUGGGGCAGCCGGUGCCCGUGGGCCGGCUGGAGGACUUCCUGGAGAGCAGCACCGGCCUCCCGCUGCUGACGGCAGGCCACGACGGGCCGGAGCCCCUGUCCCUGAUUGAUGACCUCCACAGUGAGAUGCUGAGCAGCUCGGCCAUCCUGGACCACCCGCCUUCACCUAUGGACACCUCGGAAUUGCACUUUGCUCACGAGCCGGCCGGGGGCAUAGCCCUGGAUCUGGCUGAGGCUAACUUGGACAGCAUGGACUGGCUGGAGCUGCCGGGGGGGUCCGUCAUGAGCCUGGCUCCCCUCAGCACCGCGGCUCCCAGCCUCUUUUCCACAGACUUCCUUGAUGGACAUGAUCUGCAGCUGCACUGGGAUUCGUGCUUGUAACUCUGUGAGCAGAGACCGAAGGGAACGGGUGUGGGAGGGCACGGGCAUGCAGGGGGAAGAGGCCAGUCAACCAAAAAAAAAAAAAACCCACAAAAAAAAAACAAACCACAACAACAAAAAAAAAAAGAAAGGCGCUCCUAGUAUUUGUACUCCUCCCCCAACAGUGUCCUUCCUGCACGAAGCUGGCAGCGGGGCAGGCCAGGGAGGCUGCAGCUCCGGGGCUGGCGGCCUCUCCGUGCUGCCUGGGCCAGCUCUGGUGAGAAGGGAGCCGGCAGCCCCUCUCCCUCCCGGCAGGAGCAGCGCGCUGGGCACGAGUUCCCUCACGCCUUGCUGCAGGACGUGGCAGGAUUGGUCCCGAGCCCAUCCCAAAAGCAGCA
Molecule: messenger RNA, 4109 nt
Organism: Cygnus olor (mute swan)
Lineage: Eukaryota; Metazoa; Chordata; Aves; Anseriformes; Anatidae
Gene: MRTFA
Product: myocardin related transcription factor A
Exons: 17
Coding region: 490-3732 (1080 amino acids)
Biological process (GO): smooth muscle cell differentiation
Source: RefSeq, a predicted model, not a curated record